Messenger RNA from Argiope bruennichi, 1974 nucleotides. RefSeq lists its product as uncharacterized. The transcript is spliced from 3 exons. The record is from RefSeq and is a predicted model, not a curated record. Bases 133 to 1632 code for a protein of 499 amino acids. NCBI's taxonomy places the organism in Eukaryota, Metazoa, Arthropoda, Arachnida, Araneae, Araneidae.
UGGAUAUGGUCGAAGGAGUCCGUGGAAAAGGCAUAUAAAAACCAAUUCAUUCAAGCUUACAGAAGCAGUUAUUUUGAGUUCCUUUUCACCGAAAGUUGAGUCUAGCAGCCACUUUCAAUUUCAGAACUAAACAUGAAAGCAUCUCUGGCUCUUGCUUUGAUUUCGGCUCUCAGUGCCCUAGUAACUGGUCAAACAGCUGGGACAGCUUAUCCAUUUUAUCAGAAAAAUGGACAGAUAUUCACUUUACAGUCAACAACUCCGACUCCCCACACUUCUACAAUGGUAUCCUUGUCUCCUCAAACAUCUGUAAGCGUUCAACAUACGAUUGUUCGAAACAGGCCUGCCUAUCCCUAUCCAUAUACAGAAACUACUCUGCAAUCGGAUGGAUCAGAAGACUCAAGCUAUUACUAUACUUAUGAAGAUACCUCAGAAGAAAGUAACGAUAAGUAUACAACAACUCCUGUACCUACAACUUCCACCGCCAAAUCCACGGUCAGAAGUUUCUGGAACAGUCAAAAGGCACAGUUAGAUGCAAGAAGGAAAGAAAAUUCCCAAAAACUUUUACCUACUUACAACAGACCAACGCCUAAAGCCGAAAGCAAACCAAAGGUUGAAUUCAAGAUUAGAGAAAAACCCAAGUUUGGACUAGCUAACAGAAACAAAGAAUUAACUACAACUCCAGCUUCCGGCGAUGAGUAUACUUCUCAGGUCCAAACUACAACACAAAAGUCAGUGAAAAAUAAUAACGUUGAAGCAAAUUUGGCUAUUGAGAAGAGUCCUAUGAAAGAUGAUUCCAACAAGGUUCAAGAAAAAGGCACCAACCCAAACCAGAUUGUUGGCCGUAUCGGAGAAAUUCCAGUUUCAAACAAAUUUUCUACCCAAAUACAGCCUUCCGUUCAAGCUCAAAACAAGAAAGUUAACAGAUUUGGCGCAUCAAGGCAAAGCAAAUUUGAUGAAUCUGUUGCUACCAGUAAACUUGCUGAAAGUAUUGCAAAACUUCAACAGCCUGCAUUAAAAGAUGCCUUGAAUUCCCUAGCAGCAUUAGCAAGUAACAAAAAUCAGCAACCUGCUUUAUCCCCAGAGCAAUUUUUGAUGAAUCUCAACAAACAACAACUGCCACUUUCAAGCAAUAAACAGCAAUCUUCUGUUAACCAACAAUUCUUAACCAGCAACUUGCAGGGUCUUCUUAACAGUAAACAAAAUCAACAGCAGCUUCCAAACACCAAUCAACAAUCCCUCUUGUCACUUUUUCUGAAUAAUCAGCAGACAAGCAAACCUAAUGCCUUUGUCGUAACUAGCCCUGCAGUCGACACCGCUGCUAGAUCUUCAGAAGCUUUAAUCGACAGCACUGCGGGAUCUGGCUUUUUAUCUAGACUAGGAGCUCUGGCUCUUGGUGGUGGAGGGGAUGGUCUUCUUCUAGAAAGGGAUGGUGGCUAUGGUGGAGGAAAUGGUCUAACCUUUAACCUUGGACCAGUUCCUGAUCCUUUGACCAUCCUCUUGAAGCUGCUUUCUUUAAUCCCUCGUCCGCUAUUAGAUCUUAAUGGAAGAAUAUUCUUUGGCAUUGAGUUAGGUAAAAAUGCGGGACUUGUUUCCGGAGCAGUUCCCAAGCCAGGAAUAAAACCAAUUGGUUAAGUUAAAAUUGCAACAAUUUUGACAGGUUGAAAGAUAAUUAAAAUCGAAGCAAUUAUAAUCGAAUUGUGAUACGAGAAAUUUAAGAUGAAAAUAUUAUUUUUAUUUUAGACGAUUAGGGUUUUUUUUUCAACCGUUAACUAUUAAAAUUAUUUUUCUUUUAUUUAUGGGAAAAAUAAGUUUUAAAUAAUUUUCAUGAACGAAGAUUACGAAGAAAAUAAUCAACCAAUGUAUAUAAUUUGUAUAUUUAUUAAUAGUGUAGAUUCAUAUUUUUGUAAAAUUUAUUCAGAGGCAUUUUACAACUUGUAUAUUAGGUAAUGUAUUUUUGUAUAAAUAGUUCGUUUG